Molecule: messenger RNA, 220 nt
Organism: Ilex paraguariensis (yerba mate)
Lineage: Eukaryota; Viridiplantae; Streptophyta; Magnoliopsida; Aquifoliales; Aquifoliaceae
Source: the annotation of a GenBank genome assembly
AAGCAUGGUUAUCCACCUCGGAAGGCUUCCAAAUCCAAUCAACCUCGUGAUGACCAACACUCUCACGACACUCGUCCAACAACAACAAAUGUUAAUUCUAGUCCUUCUGUUGUCGUUGUCGAAAAAUCUGCUGAUCCACCUAUGUUCACAAAGGAACAAUUUGACCAGCUACUUUCUCUCAUACCUGCCGGUAAUAUGACUCCUCUAGCAAACGUUGCAG